UACAUAUCGAGGAGUUCACAACCCUCAUAUUUUCAACUACUCCCGAUCUCUCUUCCUCUACUGCUUUGAUCUGUGCUCCUCUCUGUUCGCCAUGGAUGAAGAAUAUGAUGUUAUAGUGCUUGGAACUGGGCUCAAAGAAUGCAUCCUUAGUGGUCUUCUUUCUGUUGAUGGCCUCAAGGUCCUGCACAUGGAUAGGAAUGACUAUUAUGGAGGAGAGUCAACUUCACUCAACCUCAUUCAGCUCUGGAAAAAGUUUAGAGGAAACGAUAAGCCACCAGCACAUUUGGGCUCUAGCAGGGAUUACAAUGUUGACAUGAUCCCAAAGUUCAUGAUGGCAAAUGGUACUCUGGUUCGUGUCCUUAUUCACACUGAUGUUACAAAAUAUCUCUACUUUAAGGCUGUAGAUGGUAGUUAUGUCUUCAAUAAAGGAAAGAUUCACAAGGUGCCAGCAACUGACAUGGAAGCCCUUAAAUCUCCUCUCAUGGGUUUAUUUGAAAAGCGUCGUGCUCGUAAAUUCUUCAUUUAUGUCCAAGACUAUAAUGAAAAUGAUCCCAAAACACAUGAGGGGAUGGAUCUUAGAAGAGUGACAACAAGAGAAGUUAUUGCCAAAUAUGGUCUUGAUGACAACACUGUGGACUUCAUUGGUCAUUCAUUGGCACUUCAUACAGAUGACCGCUACCUGGACCAGCCUGCACUAGACACUGUAAAGAGAAUGAAACUCUAUGCGGAGUCGCUUGCACGUUUUCAAGGAGGAUCACCAUACAUUUAUCCCUUAUAUGGCUUAGGGGAGCUUCCACAGGCAUUUGCAAGACUUAGUGCGGUAUAUGGUGGAACUUACAUGCUGAACAAACCCGAGUGCAAGGUGGAGUUUGACGAAGAAGGAAAAGUUUGUGGUGUCACAUCAGAAGGGGAAACUGCAAGGUGCAAGAAAGUUGUCUGUGAUCCUUCCUACUUGCCCAACAAGGUUAGGAAGGUUGGGAGAGUUGCAAGGGCUAUCUGUAUUAUGAGCCAUCCCAUCCCAAACACAAAUGAUUCUCAUUCAGUUCAGGUCAUUUUGCCACAGAAGCAACUGGGUCGCAGAUCAGACAUGUACCUUUUCUGUUGUUCUUAUUCACACAAUGUUGCUCCGAAGGGUAAAUUCAUCGCAUUUGUUACAACGGAGGCAGAGACCAACCAUCCUGAGACUGAACUAAAGCCAGGAGUUGACCUUCUAGGGCCUGUUGAUGAGAUAUUCUAUGACGUUUACGACAGACAAGAACCUGUCAAUGAACCUUCUCUGGACAAUUGCUUUAUAUCGACUAGUUAUGAUGCCACCACACACUUCGAGUCUACCGUUAUGGAUGUACUCAACAUGUAUACCAUGAUCACUGGGAAGGUUCUGGACCUUAGUGUGGACUUAAGUGCUGCAAGUGCCGCCGAAGAAUAGAGAAAAUCGUCACAGCGGAAAGAGUGGUGUUUAUGCUUGGUUUUUGUAUUGUUUUACAAGGUAAUGUUUCUGAUGGAAAUGAUCACUGAAGUGGGUUGAAGAUACCGUUAAUUUGAGUUUUCCAGCAAAGACAAUUUCAGACAUGAUCAUAUGGCUUUAUGUUCGUUAUGGUAAUUCGUAUAUCAU
Telopea speciosissima is the source of this 1612-nucleotide messenger RNA. Its product is annotated as guanosine nucleotide diphosphate dissociation inhibitor 2. The transcript is spliced from 13 exons. Gene Ontology annotation, molecular function: Rab GDP-dissociation inhibitor activity. Lineage: Eukaryota; Viridiplantae; Streptophyta; Magnoliopsida; Proteales; Proteaceae. The coding region runs from base 92 to 1426 and encodes 444 amino acids. Gene Ontology annotation, cellular component: cytoplasm. The record is from RefSeq and is a predicted model, not a curated record. Gene Ontology annotation, biological process: small GTPase-mediated signal transduction; protein transport; vesicle-mediated transport.